AUGAGAAGCGUAUGCAGUUCUACGAGGAGGUGCGUGCGGGAGCAACACGCGCGUAACAAAGGUUUCGAUAUUUUUCAAGGACAAUUUCAAUGUUUUUUUUUGUUAUUCAUACACUUUGAAAUCGUUUCCAUUCGUUUGACUCAGUUUUCUUUCCUUGAUGAAAAUUUAGUACAUUAAAAAGCUCGAAAAAUAACAAGGGCGGAAAGGCGCGCACGCGAGUUGCAUUUUUUUGCUCCGCCCAUGCAACCCUGCCUUAACAGCUUUCAAGCCAAAAAUAGUUCUCAAAAAUGCUCUUUUUUAUCAUUAUUUCCUUUUUUUUUUUUCGAUUCUUCUAGUUUUUUUGGAAACUGAUCAUAUUUUCAUUUAUAAAACCCAAUAACGCCCGUUUGAAUCUUGAAAUUACACCAAUUCAUGUCGUCAAAAGGUAGGAAAGAUGAGUUUCUUUUGAAACGAUGGAUAUGAAGGUAACCAAUAAGCAAUAAAAGUUUUACUAAAUCAUUUUUGGAACCACAUAGUUCGUGUAGGAGAGCUUCCGGGAGCGACGAGACAUGCGGAGGCCGGAGACGAGGUCGAGCAAACACACUUCUCCGGAUUCUUCGUCUCGGACAGUCAGAUGUCCGUCCACAACUUGAUGCUACGUCACUUGUUCCUUUUCUUUCUUGCAACUUUUCCUCAUCCCAGUACUUCUCACGCCAUUCCAGUCUACGAGUAUUUGAGAGGUACGAAAAUUUGAGAAAGUACGAAAAAAUUACUUCAAACUGCCACAAAAAGAUAGCUGCUACGGUCAAAGGACGACGAAAAAAAUUGUAGCUAAUUGUGAAAAAAUGCUUUUAAUAAAGUUUUCCUGGAAAAUCUUUUCAAAAUGUGUCGAUAAAGCUGAAAAACGGUUUUAAGCCCCUCGAGUCCUCUAACCUGGAGCCACUUACCAAAAAGUUCUGUAGUUGGACUUUAUAGAGUACACUCAAAGGAGUUAUGUAUUCAAAUCAUGAUUACAGGACUGUGUCCAGCUCCCAUGAUUCCGUUGACGAAUAAGCGCACCGUGAGGACGUGUAGCAACGCUGAAUGUCCUGCGGGAUCGACUUGUUCCCAGGGAAUCUGUUGUAUCGAGCCGCCCAUGUGUCGCCAUCCUGUGUACAGGUCCGUCACAGUGCACCCACCCCAUUUGAAAGUCGUCGUGCAGAAGCAGCACUGGCCAUCCUUGUCUUCCCAACAUCAAACACAAUUGUCCCAACUUCUCAGUUUGCGUCCCAAGUUCAAUCGAUGGGAUGAAUGUUUGCUGUUCAAGCAAAACCGAGAAGUGAGUUUUUCAAAUGUUUAGAAGCUGGCGAAACGUGGAAAUUUUUAAGAACUUUGCCUUCAAAGCCAAAAGGAAGAUCCUCUUUGGCCAAAGAAAACGUGUGCCCAGGUAGGUUCAAUGAUUUUGAAUUUCACCGUCGAACCUAGGGAAUUUUCAACAUGAUAUUCCAAAUUUCGAUUUAAAAAAUGUUACAUGUUAAAUUUCGAAAAUAUGAAAUUUCUUAUACUCCGGUUUUUAAAAACUUUUAGGCUUUUUUAUUCAUACUGUAGAAAAAGAAUUUCGUAAAAUACAAUGAUUCUGAAGUUUUUCCCUUGCUUGCAAUUUUUUUCUUUUAGCAUGUUUGAGAUAUUUCUUGUCGGAAAAAUUUUCAAUUUUUUUCAGCCUCUCAUCCGGUGGUGGCCAACGAUGGAACCAAACUCGUCUUGUGCGCUGAUUGCAAAAAAGGGUUUGUUAUUCCGAAGUGGACAAAGAAGAAGUCGCUUCAGAGUUUGCGCGCACUUCCGCGGGUCCAACGUCGAUGUGUGCUGUCAGUCGCACGAGCAAGUCUGCGGGGUCGGGAGCACUGUCCAGAUGGACGGCGCCAUGCCGAGGGACUGCUCCAAGAGACCUUGUGGCCCAGGGUUCCGAUCAGCGUCGCCUCAUACAAGUGAACUGAAAUCUUCCAGCUACGAAUGCUCGUUGACGUCCAUCGGAACUAGAACCUGUUGCUCCUUGGCGACUUGUCCCAACGGCCGAAGAGCUCGAGCAGUUUGUGCCGCUGGGUGCAGAAGAGACGAGAAGUGCGAGCGCGUACAAGGCCAACUGUUAGUCGGGCACUUUCUCUCAUUUUCAAAAUUCUUGCAGGUGGUGCUGCCCUCAGGAAGAACGCCAACUGCGAUGCCCUCGUGGCGGGAUAAGGUAGGCUACAAAAGUACUACUAUCAAGAUUUCAGCAAAAUCGUAAUCAAAUUUUUCUUGAUAAAAACGAGCUAUUUUUUGUCCUAUCCUGUUAUCCUAGGGAAAUUUUAUUCGCUUGAUUCGAAGAGUGGGAAGUUCUUCAAUAUAUUUAUUUAUGGAUUGUGUGAACGCUUCAUGAGGAGUCCAAAUUGAAAAGUUCUCUCCAAUUGCAGUACUGGCGAAAAUUGUUUGCCGAACAGUAGCCUCUGUCCGUUUGGAACGACAUGCGAAGAGAGUGUUGGCGGAGAGUCUCAUCUCUGCUGCCGGCCUGCGACUUCGACUCCGGCGCCUUUUGUGCUCACCUUCCCGCCCCCAUCAACGCAAACUCUGAAAAGGAAGUCUGAGCUUCAAUCUUUGCUCGAAACUGCUCAGAGCACUCGACCUCCGUUGUCAGUUCAAAUAGCAGAUUCUGAGUUCUAUUGCCUUUUUUCUUACAGUAGCAUUUACUGUAGAGAUGGAGCCUUGCCGCUGCUGCUCGAUGGCUCCAUUGUGACGUGUCCGGAGGUAGAUCAGCCAUGUCCGAAGGUGAGCCUUUAGAAGAGUUUCGACAGAAAAUCUCUCUCCAGGCGGGCUUCACUUGUCAAGAAUCAGAGAACGAAGAUGAUUUUUUGUGUUGUCCAGUCGAAGAAGGACCCACAGAAGAGCGCUCGAGACCCUCCACAGGUGGAAUUGAAGUCUGAAUGAAUGGAAAGCUGUUUUUCAGAUCGAACAGCUGAAACGAUAAAACCAAAGUCACACAAAAUGCCCACCUGUCCUUUUUCGUACUCAGAAACGAAAAAUGAUUUGAAUAACGAUAUCAAGACUUGCCUUGGAUUGUUCACUUUUGAGUAAGUCUGAAAGACUCAAAAAAUCGAAUUUUUUUUUGUUUUAGUUGCCCUUUCGGCUACACCUGUCUGCCUUCAUCAACCACCGACAGCUAUUUGUGCUGCAUGAAAAAGCCUCUUUGA
Caenorhabditis auriculariae is the source of this 3179-nucleotide messenger RNA. Lineage: Eukaryota; Metazoa; Nematoda; Chromadorea; Rhabditida; Rhabditidae. The record is from the annotation of a GenBank genome assembly.